Messenger RNA from Phascolarctos cinereus (koala), 1945 nucleotides. RefSeq names its product transcription factor binding to IGHM enhancer 3 (gene TFE3). NCBI's taxonomy places the organism in Eukaryota, Metazoa, Chordata, Mammalia, Diprotodontia, Phascolarctidae. Gene Ontology annotation, molecular function: RNA polymerase II cis-regulatory region sequence-specific DNA binding; protein dimerization activity; DNA-binding transcription factor activity, RNA polymerase II-specific. Gene Ontology annotation, cellular component: nucleus. The record is from RefSeq and is a predicted model, not a curated record. Gene Ontology annotation, biological process: regulation of transcription by RNA polymerase II.
CGGCUCGGCUCGGCUCCUGGCCGGCGGGCCGGCGCCGAUGGCGGCCAGCGGGCCGUGAGGGAGGGAACGAUCCCGCGGCCGCCGGCGUCCAUGUCAACGUCCUCUUCCAUGUCGGUGCCCAUGUCGGUGUCUGGGGCGGAGCCGGGCCGGGACUCAGCGGAGCCCGCGAUCUCCGGGCCUGGAGCGCGGGGAACCGCCGGCGCCCCCGCCGUCUUCGUACUGUUGGAAGAGCGGCGGCCCGGAGGGCCCUCCGGAAGCAGCAGCGGCGGCGGCGGCGGCGGCGGCAGCGGCAGCAGCUCGGGUUCGCUGCUCAGCCUGAACUCCCUGCUCCCUGAGUCCGGGAUUGUGGCCGACAUUGAGCUGGAGAACGCCUUAUCCCUGACCCCAGAUAGCUUCUAUGAGCUGAAGAGUCAGCCCCUCCAUUCCAGCCUCCCUUCCCAGGCAGCCCCAGCAGCCUCCUCACAGCCUCCAGCUUCAUCGUCUUUAGUCAUGUCUUCCCGAAUCCUCCUUCGCCAGCAGCUAAUGAGGGCCCAAGCGCAAGAGCAAGAGCAGCGGGAGCGGCGGGAGCGGGCGGCCUCCACCACUUUCCCUAGUGGGCCAGCCCCUCCAGCAUCCCCAGCCAUCUCGGUGGUAGUUGGGGCUAGCCCGGGCGGCCCUUCUGGUGGGGUGGGGCUUACCCGGCCGGCCUCUGCUCAGGUGCCAGUGGAGGUGCUGAAGGUCCAGACACACCUAGAGAACCCUACCCGCUACCACCUGCAGCAGGCCCGGCGCCAGCAGGUCAAACAGUACCUGUCGACUACACUUGGCCCCAAGCUGGCUUCUCAGGCCCUGACACCGCCACCUGCGGAGGGCACUUCAGCUGAGAGGUCCCAGCCAGCUGCAGGAAGUGCCCCCAAUAGCCCCAUGGCCCUUCUAAACAUCGGCUCCAGUUCAGAAAAGGAGAUUGAUGAUGUGAUUGAUGAGAUCAUCAGCUUGGAGUCCAGUUACAAUGAUGAGAUGCUUGGCUACCUGCCUGGAGGCCCUGGGGGACUGCAGCUUCCAAGCACACUGCCCGUUUCUGGGAACCUGCUGGAUGUUUACAGUGGCCCCAGUGCCGUGACCCCAGCUGUCCCUGUCAGCAACUCCUGCCCUGCUGAGCUGACCAGUAUCAAGCAGGAGAUCUCUGAGAACGAGGCCAAGGCCCUUCUAAAGGAACGGCAGAAGAAGGACAAUCAUAAUCUUAUUGAACGGCGGAGACGGUUUAACAUCAAUGACCGGAUCAAGGAGCUGGGCACCCUGAUCCCCAAGUCCAGUGACCCGGAAAUUCGAUUGAACAAGGGAACCAUACUGAAGGCCUCAGUGGACUAUAUCCGAAAACUCCAGAAGGAGCAGCAGAGAGCCAAGGACUUGGAGAACCGCCAGCGGGUGCUGGAGCAAGCCAACCGAAGCCUGCAGCUCAGGGUCCAGGAGCUGGAACUCCAAGCCCAGAUCCACGGCCUGCCCUUGUCCCCUGCCCCCAAGGCUGAGCCAGCUGAGUGCAGUGGCCCACCCCCCCUGCCACCCCCGCCGGAAGCUCUCCUAGAUCUGCACUUUCCCGGGGAUCCCCUGGGGGAGCUGGGCGAAGAUCCCUUCCAGCUCGGCCUGGAGGACAUUCUGAUGGAGGAGGAGGAGGCAGCGGGAGCCCUGGGCCCGAGCCCUGCGGCGGGGCUGUCCCCUCUUCGGGCCGCCACUGACCCCUUGCUCUCCUCCGUCUCCCCGGCUCAGUCCAAGGGGAGCAGCAGCCGUCGGAGCAGUUUCAGCAUGGAGGAGGAAUCCUGAUGAAGCCCCGCCUCCCGGGAGCCCCCUGGCGCGGACGCAUUCAUUCCUUCCCACUUUCCCCUCCCGUUGGUGAGGGAGAGGGGGCGGGGCCUGGACGGAAGAAGGGGUGCUUCCUCCCUCCUCCCCCCCUCCCCUGGCCCCGCAGCUA